UAUGCCAUUUCCAGUUACACACCAAACUCUCUCCACAUUCUCUUUCUACUCACUGUCUCACAGCUCCACUCCAAGCCUCCGCCAUCAUCAUUUCCUGCCAUAGCAAUCAUCAAAUUGAUCAUAUCUUCUUCCAUUCGAUCCCGUUAGGAUCCAUUCCAUCCAUACUAUCCAUAUCUGAACUCUACUAACUAAUCGAAUGGAGGAAGCGAUAGAGAUGGCGCGGGCAAAGGACAAGAAGGAGAGAACGGCAGGCGUGGAACGACUCCAUCAAUUUCUCGAGUCUUCCAUAAAGAGUCUCUCCUCUUCAGAGGUUACAUUACUCGUUGAUUGCUGCCUGGAUCUCAUGAAGGAUACCAACUUUAGGGUCUCUCAGGGGGCUUUACAGUCUCUCGAUUCCGCUGCCGUGCUUUCCGGCGAUCACCUGAAGAUUCAUUUCAAUGCAAUAGUUCCUUCUGUUGUUGAGAGGUUAGGCGAUGGAAAACAGCCUGUGCGCGAUGCGGCGAGGCGGUUAUUGCUAACUCUUAUGGAGGUUUCAUCUCCAACAAUCAUUGUUGAGCGAGCAGGUUGUUAUGCAUGGGCACAUAAAAGUUGGAGAGUGCGAGAAGAGUUUGCCCGUACCAUGGCAUCAGCAAUUGCUCUUUUUGCAUCUACUGAGCUUCCUCUUCAGCGUGCUAUUCUUCCUUCUAUUCUGCAGAUGUUGAAUGAUUUCAAUCAUGCUGUGAGGGAAGCAGCUCUACUAUGCAUUGAGGAAAUGUAUACUCAAUUGGGACAUCAGUUCCAUGAUGAACUUCAACGUUACCAUCUUCCCGCAUCAAUGUUAAAAGAUAUAAAUGCCAGACUAGAGAGAAUUGAACCAAGAAAUCACUCUUUAGAUGGACUUGCGAGAAAUCAUAUUGUUAUUGAUGUUAAGCCGGCCAGUCUCAACCCCAAAAAGAGCAGUCCUAAGGCCAAGAACUCCAACCGUGAAGUGUCUCUUUUGGGAGGAGAUGAUGCCACUGGAAAGCAAAUUGAGCCAGUCAAAGUUUACUCAGAGAAGGAACUAAUUAGAGAAUUCGAGAAGAUUGUAUCAACAUUUGUUCCAGAAAAGGACUGGUCCAUCCGUAUUGUUUCUUUGCAGAGACUUGAAGGUCUUAUUAUUGGAGGUGCAGCUAAUUACCCUUGUUUUCUUGGCCUUUUGAAGCAACUCAUUGGUCCAUUAAGCACUCAAUUAUCUGAUAGAAGAUCCAGCAUAGUAAAACAGGCAUGCCAUUUGCUGAACUUUUUAUCCAAAGAAUUACUGGGAGAUUUUGAAGCAUGCGCCGAAAUGUUCAUCCCAGUCCUUUUCAAGCUAGUGGUGAUAACUGUCCUUGUGAUUGCAGAGUCAGCAGAUAAUUGCAUAAAAACAAUGCUGCGUAACUGCAAAGUUGCUCGAAUUCUUCCUCGCAUAGUUGAUUCUGGAAAGACCGACCGCAGCGCUAUACUUCGUGCCAAGUGUUGUGAGUAUGCUCUUUUGGUACUAGAAUGUUGGGCUGAUGCACCUGAAAUACACCGUGCUGCUGAUCUUUAUGAAGCUCUUAUAAAGUGCUGUGUUGGAGAUGCAAUGAGUGAGGUCCGUGCAACUGCUAGAGCUUGCUACAGAUUAUUUGCUAAGACUUGGCCAGCACGUUCUCACAGGCUGUUUCUUUCUUUUGACCCUGUUAUUCAAAGGCUCAUAAAUGAAGAGGAUGGGGGGAUUCAUAAAAGAUAUGUUUCUGAUGUUCAUGAUAUAGGUUCGCAAAUGUCUUUUACCCCUCAAGUAUCUGGUUCUUCAAAUCUUCACGGAUAUGGUACUUCAGCUGUUCCUGCUAAGAACAAAAGUUCAAGUUUGUCAACUGGUGCAUCCAUGUCUUCAGAGUUGCUUUUGACUCAAGAAGUCUUUUCCCGUAAAGAUUCUGAACGAAGUCUGGAAAGUGUUCUUCAUUCAAGCAACCAAAAGGUUUCAGCUAUCGAAAGCAUGCUUCGAGGUUUGAGUCCUUCAGAUAAGAAUGGUACAUCAACUUUCCACUCAGCAAGUUCAAAUCUUGUUGACCCUCCAUCUUCUCGUGAUCCACCCUUCCCACCUGCAGUUCCUGCUUCAGACAGUCUCCCAAACUCAACACUAAUUCAAUCUACCAAAUUCACUAUGCCUGAUAUCUUUUCCAUACCAAAUGGAGGUUUGGUUGUAUCUGACGUUAUUUACCAACUCCAGGCUUCCAAAGACCAAAAUAAAUCAUCUUAUUGCAGUGGUGACGGAACAGAUUCUUUAUUUUCCUUCUCAUCUUACUCAACUAGAAGAUCUUACCAGAAAAUACAUGACAGAGGCUACACUGAGGAGGUUGGUGAUUCUAGGGAGGACAGACAAUUUAUGAAUUUGCAUCUUGAUAGACAACAUAUGGACACCACUUAUAGAGAUGCACAUUUCAUGGAUUCACAUGAAAACUAUGUACCAAAUUUUCAGAAACCUCUUUCGAGAAAACAUAUAGGUGGACGUGUAACUGCACGUCGAAGGAGUGUUGAAGAAAGCCACCUAACCAUUAGAGAAGUGUCCAACUGCAAAGAAGGCCCGACUUCUCUUAUUGACGCUUUGAGCGAAGGACUUAAUCAAAGUUCAGACUGGAAUGUGAGGGUUGCUGCAUUUAGUUUCAUCCAUUCUUUGCUGCAACAAGGGCCAAGAGGCGUUCAAGAAGUUACACAUAAUUUUGAGAAGGUAAUAAAGUUGUUUUUCCAGCACCUUGAUGAUCCCCACCAUAAAAUUGCUCAGGCAGCUCUCUCCACCCUUGCUGAUAUUAUUCAGGCUUGUAAAAAGCCUUUUGAAAGUUACAUGGAGAGGAUAUUACCUCAUGUUUUUCCACGCUUACUUGAUCCAAAGGAGUCCGUGAGGCAACCAUCCUCCACGAUUUUGGAGAUUGUUGGAAAAACUUACUGCACAGAUUCUUUAUUACCUGCUUUGCUUAGAUCAUUGGAUGAACAGCGAUCACCAAAGGCAAAACUGGCUGUCAUUGACUUUGCUAUAUUAACAUUCAAUAAGCACAUACAGAGCUCAGAAGGAUCCACUAACAGUGGCAUUUUAAAACUAUGGCUGGCCAAAUUAACACCAUUGAUCCAUGAUAAGAGUACAAAACUGAAGGAAGCAGCUGUUACCUGCAUCAUAUCUGUAUAUUCCCACUUUGACUCGGUAGGAGUACUAAAUUUCAUUAUUAGUUUAUCCGUGAAUGAGCAAAAUUCCCUAAGGCGAGUUGUGAAGCAAUAUACUCCACGUAUAGAAGUAGACUUGAUGAACUUUCUGCAGAGCAAGAAAGAGCGGCAACGAUCUAAGUCCAUGUAUGAUCAAUCAGAUGUCAUGGGAACUUCCUUUGACAAUGGUUGUGUUGGAGUCUCAAAGAAGAGCUAUUUCCAAGGAUACUCAUCUGGUUCUGGGGAUAGUUCUGGGAAUACAUUGCAAGAAAUUCAAGUUAUUGACUCUGUUGGUUUAGGUGCAUCUAAUGAAACUCAAGAGUAUCUUUAUCAAAAUUUUGCAUCUGGAGCAAAUAGUGAGGUCCUGAUUUCCAAGAGUAUGGAUCUGAACUACAUGGUUAAUAUUGAGAACAGCGACACUGAAGCUUCAUACACACCCCGUCUGGAUCUGAAUGAACUCGAGAGGUCUGACCACAGUGAUAUCAAAUCAGUUUUGGGGCUCAAUAGUCAAACUCCAUUGGAAUCAGAAUGUACAAAACAUGCUGCAGUGAAAGUCAACUCUGAUCUUGAUGCAGGUCUAAGUAUUUCUCAGAUUCUCCAUCUGAUAUCCAAUGGCUAUGAUGGAAGUUCUAUUGGUAGCAAGUGUGAUGCACUUCAGCAGUUAGCUGAAGCUUCUAUGACUAAUGAUCAUUCUAUUUGGACCAAGUAUUUCAACCAGAUUUUAUCUGUAGUUCUUGAGGUAUUAGAUGAUUCUGAGCUAUCUGUUCGAGAACAAAGUCUAACGCUCAUGAGAGAAAUGCUGAAGAAUCAGAAAGAUACUAUGGAAGAUUCUGUUGGACUUGUAGUUGAGAAGUUGCUCUUUGUUACCAAAAGUGAUACGCCUAAGGUUGCAAAUGAAGCAGAGAACUGUCUUUCCAUUGUUCUGUCUCAGUAUGAUCCCAUCCGAUGUCUAAGUGUUAUUGUCCCCCUGUUGGUUACUGAAGAUGAGAAAGCUCUUGUUACUUGCAUAAAUUGUUUGAUGAAGCUUGUGGGUAGACUAAAUAAAGAAGAACUGAUGGCCCAGUUACCUUCUUUUUUGCCUGCUCUCUUUGAUGCGUUCGGAAACCAAAGUGCUGAUGUUCGCAAGAGUGUUGUUUUCUGUUUGGUGGACAUUUAUAUUAUGGUUGGGAAAGCAUUUCUGCCUUACUUGGAGGGUCUCAAUAGCACACAACUGAGAUUGGUGACCAUCUAUGCUAACCGAAUCUCACAAGCGAGAACUGGUACCCCAAUAGAUGCUACCUAACUCUACUCUACUCUACUCUACUCUUUCGGAAUGGAAAUUAUUAUGCUUGAUCAGUAUUAAAUCAUCAGCCUUUGAAUAAAGACCAUGUUUUAUGUGGCAUGGUGUGUGGGUUUCUUUUGGAGUCAUUCAUUGCUGUCUCUUCUGUAAAUGUCUUUUUAAAAUGUGAAUUUGUUUCAAGGGUUUUUUACCUUAUUUUGUAAUGUUUUGCAUCAAAUAUAGUAACUACAGUUGUAUA
Molecule: messenger RNA, 4688 nt
Organism: Impatiens glandulifera
Lineage: Eukaryota; Viridiplantae; Streptophyta; Magnoliopsida; Ericales; Balsaminaceae
Product: CLIP-associated protein-like
Exons: 21
Coding region: 197-4453 (1418 amino acids)
Biological process (GO): microtubule cytoskeleton organization
Cellular component (GO): cytoplasmic microtubule
Molecular function (GO): microtubule binding
Source: RefSeq, a predicted model, not a curated record